UCAAACAGCACACCACACAUACACACACACAUGAAGACACAUACUGAGAACACACCAAGGAACUGAUUUCGUGUGUGUCGGUUCAAGUCGUUAUUCGAUGAACUGGGAAAAUAUCUUGACUUGAAAGGAACAAACUGGGAAUAUAAAACGCUAAAACAUGUUUCACCGCUAGACUCCAGUGGUGGAUCAUUCUGGGACUCGCUAGACUAAGACUAAGACUUCUUUAUUUAUCCUUAUUGUAAAUUUAAUGUGAUUGGGACGAUUUAUCUACUUGACACUAGCUCUGUUCAUGGAUAACCCUGUGUUUCAAAAAGAGGAAGCCUUGCUGCACUCCUAUGGAGGAAGUGACAGGGGCGGACACUACUACGGGAGUCUUAGCUCCAGGCAUGAAGCACGCCACACGACAAGGGAAACGCCAUUUAUGGAGGCCGAAGGGGAAGUCUUGGAAUCCGACGCGUCACAAGAGGCGCCCUCGUUAAAUAUUAUCGGAUUAUCCUACGUGGUCAAGGAAAGAGUUGGCCACUGGUGGACUGGUAGCUGCUGUAGGUCUGCUCGGACGAAGGUCGUCUUAAACAAUUUGUGUAUGACCUUUGCCACGGGUGAACUGACUGCACUUGUAGGCACUUCCGGAUCUGGAAAGACAUCGCUCCUGGACGUCAUAUCUGGUAGAAGCACAGGAGUGACCACUGGUGUGGUCAGCUAUGAGGGUCAACAGUGCACGAGAAAGAUGAUGAGACAGAAGUCCAGCUACGUCCUGCAGGCUGACAGACUGUUGCCCACCCUGACCGUACGAGAGACCUUGACCUACAUGGCGUACCUGAAAUUACCUGGUCACUUCAAGCCCUCGGAUAUCAACAGAAAGGUACAGACUGUCAUAACAGACAUGGGGCUGAACCACGUAGCCGAGAACCGCAUUGGGGGUGCUAUUGUCAGGGGCGUAUCUGGUGGGGAAAAGCGAAGAAUAACAAUAGGGGUUCAACUAUUGAAAGAUCCAGACAUUCUCUUGCUGGACGAGCCGACUUCCGGUCUAGACGCCUUCACAGCUCACCAUCUUGUCCAAAGUCUCGCGGAUCUGGCUCACAAGGGCAAGCUGGUCAUCAUGUCCAUCCACCAGCCUCGUUCUGACAUCUUCCGGCUCCUGGACAAGAUAGCCAUAUUAACAAUAGGGCAACUGGCUUUCUUAGGUCGACCUGACCAGAUGGUGCCAUACUUUACAUCCGUCGGCUACUCCUGUCCAGUCAACCAGAACCCCUGUGAUAUUUACAUUGACCUUACAAGCGUGGACAGAAGAACACCAGAUCAAGAAGUCAAGACACUGAAACGCGCCAAAAAACUCUGCGCGGCCUUCACGAACAACGAAAUCUACACAGAAAUUCUGAAGAGAAUCACAUUCGGACUCAGCCAGUAUGAUUCCGAGGAGACCCAGGGGACAGUCGAGAGGGUGUCCAAGUCUCCGUCUUACCCCAGAACAUUUAAUUGUCUCUUGAAUCGGAUGAAUAUUCACGUCUGGAGAAAUCGAGGCGAUUGCCUUGGCCGAUUCAUUUUCCUGCCGUUUUUUAUCCCAUUUAUUAUAAUGUUCCUGGGUCGGCUGGGUUUGAACCAAGAAAGCAUUCAAGACCGACUGGGCGUCAUCUACCAGGCCUCGCAAGUUCCUCCCUAUAUGGGGAUAGUGAACGGAGUGGCACUGUACCCAGCCUUACGUGACCUGUUUUAUCGUGAGUACCAGGAUGGACUUUACUCGACCUUGACCUUCUUGGGGGUGUACUACGUCCAUUGUCUGCCCUUCAACAUCAUCUCCAGUUUGGUCUUCUCUGGAAUCUUGUAUUGGAGUGUAGGUUUGAACCCAGACCUUGUCAGUUUCGGUUGCUUCAUCCUGGUGGUUGUCAUGCUGAGCCAGAUCGGGGAGAUGGUGACUGUCAGCAUCAUGGGCGUCUUCAGGAACAUCCAGCUGGCCAGCAAUGCCACUACGUUGAUUUUCUCAGCUUCCGGUGUGGUGGCGUCAGGGCUGCUGAGGACCAUAGAAAAUAUGCCAACUGUGCUCCAGUGGGCGAGUUAUAUAGCCGUACAUAAAUAUUCAACAGCGAUUCUGGUUGGCAAUGAAUUCCAUGGUCUGAAAUUUACAUGCCCAGAACAAGCAGCCGAGCAAUGUAUGAUGAAAGGGGAUAACUUCAUCAAUACCUACUAUCCUCACGCGCUUGAACAUAUGACAAGAAAUUUUAUCAUUCUAGGAGGCUAUUCUACUGCAGUCUUCAUUUUGGCUUUCAUUGUUAUGAAGAUAAGAGGAAUACCAACGCUACACUAGAAGUAUCCAAAAUAGCAGUUUACAUUAGACUUAUCCUGGAAUAAUAGAUUACAAUAGAAUCAUCCAAUGUACACUAGACGUAUCCGUUGAUAACUGUUCAGCUUGAGAAUCGGCGAUACAAGCAUGACAUUUUUACAUUGCUGGGUCGUUGUCAUGAUGGUCAGUGACAUACUUGCACUCUGUUCAAAGGAUAGCAUCAGUCCAGUGAACAAACAUUAGAUGUCCUAUGAAUGUCCUACAGUUUGAGAUUUUGUUAUUCAAUACUGCUUUCAAUGAAAUCACGAACGAGAGAGUACGUGAAUUCUUCGAGCUUUAUGAAAAAUUCAACAAUCUUUUGAUAUAUUUUAUUGUUCUGAGUGCGUUGCUCCAACUGUCUAUUUGUCCUAAAUGCAUCUUUAUCAAGAAUUUUAUACAUAUAAGCUUUUCCGUCAUAAAAUAUUCUUUACAAAGAAGGUAUUGUAUGCCUCCAAUUUAGAUCACAAACCUUUUUCUUAUAACAUAUAAAUACUAUUCGUAGCUUUAAAAAUUCUGAGGUAGCCCCAACAUGACAAAAACCUGUAACACUAAGACCUAAUGUUACUUAUUAAAAUGAUGAGAGUCUCAAAGUAGGCUUCUCCUCUGCAUGCCCCAGACUCGUGGGAGUUCAUUAGAACAGCAUAGAGAGACAUGCGCAGUGAUCACAGAGAGACAUGCGCAGUGAUCACAGAGAGACAUGCGCAGUGAUCACAGAGAGACAUGCGCAGUGAUCACAGAGAGACAUGCGCAGUGAUCAUAGAGACAUGCGCAGUGAUCACAGAGAGACAUGCGCAGUGAUCAUAGAGAGACAUGCGCCGUGAUCACAGAGAGACAUGCGACGUGAUCACAGAGAGACAUGCGCAGUGAUCACAGAGAGACAUGCGCAGUGAUCAUAGAGAGACAAGCGCAGUGAUCACAGAGAGACAUGCGCAGUGAUCACAGAGAGACAUGCGACGUGAUCAUAGAGAGACAUGCGCCGUGAUCAUAGAGAGACAUGCGACGUGAUCAUAGAGAGACAUGCGCCGUGAUCAUAGAGAGACAUGCGCAGUGAUCAUAGAGAGACAUGCGCCGUGUUUUCAGCAUUUAGCCUAAAACGAACAAAUUCUAGGAGUGUAAUUAAACUGUUGUUUUAGGAUUUAUUUGUAUUAUUUAUAAUGUACGAAUAUUAACGAAACGAAUGGGCUCCAUACCCCUUUCCCUUACCCAUGGAUUCUGCUCUUCUUCCUUCACUGCCCCUCUCCAUCAAUACUUAAGCUGGUAAAGUUGACCAUCCAUCAUAAACGGCUUGUAACUAGAAACCGUAACAAAAUUGUCACACAUUUUAUUGACCUUUUCUUACAGUGUCCCUAAUUCUAAAGCAGUGAGUUCGAUUCCUGUUCAUUUAGCCAGUCUUGGUUAGACAUUCUGUACAAUAGAUUAUUAAAACUAAAGCGCAUUGCUGUAGAAAGAUUUCGCUAAAAUCUGAACCAAAGAAAUUUAUUCUGUAAAAUGUUUGCUUGUAAAAUUAUUUACAUGUUUCGGGUGUUCCUCCAGAGAUGUAGAUAAUCUACUUCAUAGUCCAAACCUUCCGCUGGACGAUGGGGGGGGGGGGGUCGCAGCGGGUGGGGUUCGAACCCGGGACCAUCGAGACGACCCACCGACAGUCCUGUCCACCUACCGCACGGUCAAACAGCCAGUCUCUGAUAAAUUGGCUGAUGUACAAAUCUUCUGGCGGUCAGGUCUUUAAAUACAUUUCUAUUUCACUUUCUCGCAUGUUCGAAGCUUCAUGUCGUGAAUCUUAAUCCCAUUUGAAUCUUUCCACGCGGCGACGCUGCUGACAAAGGUGUAGAUACAUAUUCUUUUCAUUACUGUUGUACAGAUACAAUAUUAUUGUAAUUCUAUAAUUUCUCCAACAAUUGUAAAUACUUCGUUCAUCCCAAUCAUGUGGAAAAAAAAAGUCUAUAUAAAGAAAGUACAAUUAGAAUCAUUCAUCACAAGAGAACUAUAAUUGUUGGAUGAUCAGUUAUGUUUAAAAAUAUUCUGCCUGUAAUCAUGUGUUGUAUAAAGAUAUUUUUUCAUUGUAAUAAAUUAUUUAGACUUAUAGUGAUUGUACAUACCACAGUAGUUAACCUUCCAUUGCCGUGUUGUAUUAUUUAUUUUCUUGACAAACUCUGCUCAUGACGAGGUUAAAAUAUUUUUUUAAAUAAAAUUGUAUAUAAUGAUUGUUGGAACAAGGGGAACUACUCUAGGUUAUAGUAUAUGAAUGUCUUUAAAUUACGAAUGAUGAGGGGACCAACCACUAAUAUUCUUUAAUAAUUUAUAAUCUACCAUGGUAUGUGUACCCGAUCUUUGGUAACAAUGUCACUGAAUAUUCCAUGUUAUAAUUCAGACAGCUAUCAACAUUUGUAUCUAUGCACAUUUGUAGCAACUGAAUUAGCGUAGUCAUGUGAAACACUGCACUUAAUCUUCGGCUUUGAAGACAUACUGUCUCACUGUGGACAGAGUUGAUUUGCUUUCCCUCCUGUUUUAAAGUAUUAAUUACAACCUGUUCUAUAAACUUUGAUUACACUUGUAUUAGGAUGUAAGUCUCGUAACAUGAAAUGAAAUAAAAGACUAUAAUUUUAAUAAAGCUACAUUCUUUUAACAUUA
Messenger RNA from Biomphalaria glabrata, 4945 nucleotides. RefSeq names its product ATP-binding cassette sub-family G member 5-like. NCBI's taxonomy places the organism in Eukaryota, Metazoa, Mollusca, Gastropoda, Planorbidae. The record is from RefSeq and is a predicted model, not a curated record. Gene Ontology annotation, cellular component: plasma membrane. Gene Ontology annotation, molecular function: ATP binding; ABC-type transporter activity; ATP hydrolysis activity. The transcript is spliced from 11 exons. Gene Ontology annotation, biological process: cholesterol homeostasis. The coding region runs from base 290 to 2302 and encodes 670 amino acids.